UUUGAAUUGUGCAAUUUUGUUCCACCGAACCUUUUCUGGACUGCGCAAACUGGAAACAACACAGACGGUGGAAUUGUUCGCCGAAAAUAGGGCUAAACGUUUCAACCGUUUGGAAUUGAGUGAAGCUUGCAGCCAGUGAACCAGGGUGUUUGUGUGUGCUCUCCUCCUCUAAUGCUCCUACCAUAAUUAAUGGCAAUCUAGUCGGCCACCACUUCUCUUGGGGACCGUCUUCUCGCGACCGAGAAGAGCGAAAGAAACACACGGCAACGCAAAGGAGACACAAACCAUUAACCAGCUAGUGGGUAGUGAUCGUACGAAAAAGGAAACAGUGCAGUGUUGGAUAGUUUUUGUCGGUGACUGUGUUGCCCGCCGUGUCGUCAACCGGUGCAUUUGCAAGCCCGAAGAUCAUCUCAUCCUGCCUAAGUGCAAUAGCUCUGUACGCAAAUAAAGCGCAAAGGUUCAUCGCGCGAGUGCGCCAGAGGUCUACAAACACAGCCGGAGCCGUGCAUGUGCAGCGUCGGCCAGAGAAAGUACGCACGGCUGGACCCAGGGACGGAAACGACUAGAAAACGCGGGCGAGAAAGUGAAUUAUAUGCCCCGGCCCGACGGCUCCUGUCUCAUCGUUGGACGGUGGUAGAGGAAAGUGGGCGACUGAAGGAAGGAGCUCGACCCAUUGGUCCUUGGUCUGCCUGGGUUGCUAUCGGUAGUCCACGGUUUGAUAUCGAUUCAGUAAACAAGGCGCUCCCCAAGGAACCAUUAUAUCGCGCGCGCGAGGAAUAGACUUAGUAGCCAGCGUUGCCCGUAGCCCCAGCAAAGUAUGCCGUUCAUCUCGAAGGACUGGCGUUCGCCGGGCGACUCCUGGGUGAAGACGGACGAAGGCUGGGAAAAACUGAAGGUGCUCGAGUGCGUCAAGCGGAAAAGAUGCAUUUCGGAGUGCAGCAACUCUAGCGAUACCGAAAAUGAUAACGAAAAUGGUGACCAAGAGAUACCUCCGCACUGCCACAUCACGCUUAAGUGCACCCGCGAGAUUGCCGGGUUCAACGGGCUCGGCGAAGCCGUUCGGCGGCUGGACUUUCGCAGCUCGGUCCGCGAUGGUCGCCGGUUCAACUACGUUUGUGCGCUGCUGCGGCUGCUGGUGUCCGGGCGAGGGAUCACCAGUCUGCCCGGCGGUGCCCAGCGCCUGUUGCUGCAGAUGCUCGAGGAGGUGGCCACGUACGUAAGCGACUCGCAGCAGAACAUCAACGUGCUGCGGGGCCUGGUGCAGCAGCUGCGCGCGCUGCUCAACCAGGAGAACCAAAAGUGUUGGGGCAAACCGCUCGGCAGCCAAAGCUUGUGGGCCGAACACGUGCAAACCAUCCAGCGCAUACAGGACAUAGCUAGUCAGAUUGAAAUUCGGGAGCCCGGUCCUAACAUACGUCCUAAACUACACGACCUGCCGGAGGAGUGCGUGCGGGAGAUCAUCCUGCGGAUCACCGACUACAAGGACUUGGAGGCGUCCGCUUCCGCCUGGUCGCUGAUGGCGGCCCUCAUCUCCGAGCAGCGCGUCUGGCGCGAGCUGUCGCACUUUCACUUUACCAAACAGCAAAUCGAUGUGAUACUGGAGAAGAUGUGCUUACAGGACACGAAGGAGCGCCACCGGAACUGGCAGGCCAUUUACCAUGCCUUGCGAAAGAUGUAUGGCGUGCCAGAAGAGCUGCAGUUUGCUGAAAUUCUAGCCUUCUGUCGGCUGUGUCGCUGCCUGUUUUGGCCAUCCGCUGGCCACCCGUGCAUCGUGGACCAGUGCCCGGACUUCCGGCAGCGCGUCGAGGAGGCGGGCAACAGCAACAUCAUCGAAACGCAACCGGUUCCGCCGGCAAAAUUUCUGCAAUACUUUUCACUGUAAAGCCGCGGGACUCGGAGUGCACCGGCUAGGCUACUUUUCGUCCCAAUUCGUUGCUGUUCGUUACUGUGGCCGCCGUUUUCUGUGUGUUAGAUGCUGAUUAGCAGUGCAACGAUACAAACAUUGAGCCUGACGCCUCAAGCGGACCUUUGGCCGGUUGAUUUCCUUGUUUACGAAGCAACACCCAGAGUAGAAGGAAUUGGGGAGCGCAUGAUGCAAAACGAAUGUAUUGUUGACAGAGACAGCAGAAUUGGGAAAGUGUGGCGCAUAGCAUUGAUCAAUGUAAUCCCUCCCCCUUGAUAGUGGCAACACUAUAUCUGCGUAGAGCAUACAAUACUAGUAUUUAAACUAUCAAGAUAUGAGCAUGAUGCGAUGGGCAACAACCACACACAGGACUGUAGCAAAGUGAGAUUCCGAGCAACGCGAAGAACAGCGUUGAUAGAUCGAACGAUCGGGGCGGAAACAUGGAAACGCGGGCGGAAACCUCCAGCCGAAUCGGUUAAUACAUAGCUAUAUACAUUAUAUAUUCAUACAGAAAGAGAGAUAUUUUGAAGGCAUAAAAUCAGACACACCCACAAGUGCGCGCCAGCCAGCAUUCGAGCUGUAUUUUCAAAACAAUCGAUAUUUAAAUGUUUCGAAGGUGGUUGACGCAUCCCGCCCUGGUAGGCGGGAAACUAUUUACAGAACGUUGCUGCCACUCUGGAACUCUCGAACAGAAAUACCAACGGAAACUCAAACGAACGAACCGCAGCCAGAAAUAAUAUAAAACAGCUACAAUACCCAGGAUCGCGAGUCGCGGUAUUCACUAUUAUACCGCGGAAGACGGCGAAGGAUCUCCGGUGGAUUUGCAUCUCGCUAUCUCGCUUACCGACAGAGCUUUGUCGAAAAACGAAUUCAUCUUUACGGAUAACCGAAAACCGGAUGGCAAAGGUGUCGUUCGAGGACGGCGAGGCUUGUGUUGUGGACAAUACCCGAACCCGAACCGCUACAGGAACGAAAGACGCGGUUUUUCUGACUAAAACUAACGAGGUCGAGGUCGUGUUGAGCCGAUUUCUCUUUGCUCCAUCGAAGGCGAUUACAAGCGGUUUUGCGUUUCGUUGGACGUUAGGAUAUGAGAGAACUACAACUUAACCUUUUUCUCUGUCUAUUGUGAUAAACGUAGCGUUGUGUUUCAAUCUGUGUUCCGUACGUUCGUACGUUAUAGGAUCUUGAUGCGAUGAUAUUAGAGAGCGAUUCGGGAAAGCGUCGCCCCGUAGGAAGCGAGUUAAAGGACGUGGCCUCAAGGUGGAGCUGCGAGAGUAGAAUAAUGUGAUAAAGGUUAGCCCGCGGGAAAAUAAUUCGUAGCUGCGCGGUCUGAUGACGGGACAGAAAGGGCGGUAACGAACGACACCAACAAACCAACCAAAAAAAGAGAGAGUUUUUAAACGGCCAAACGGAACCGCUCGCACUAUUUCAUUAGAACGAUUUCUCUACGCUUUUGGACGGUUUUAAAUGCAAAUUUGUAACGAUAAAAGCAGCUCUAGUUUAUCGCGCCAUGUGUAGUGGAGUUGCUGGAUGACGGCGGACCUAAAGGCGGAAUAAACGAAUAUCGUACGGACUCUAGGUUCAGCUGGUCACCGCUACUUAUCCAGCGAUCAAUGGGUUGUGCAAUUAGGAACACAAACGACUCCCGGUGUUAUGGUGUUCGAUAAAGGAAAACUCAUUCAGCACUUAUGGCCUAUGUUACUCGUUUAGAGGAGGGUCCCCAUAUCGUCAUGCCCUAGAGCAGUGUUGGAUCUUACACGAUGAUUUCAUGUAGUAGACUUAGAUAAUUUAAACCAUUUCGAACAGAAUUCCUUCGGUGCUACGAGGCGCGGAUCGCUCGUGUUAGGUCGAACCGAUAUUAACGGUUUUGUUUGGUCGCGUGGUUCCGAUCGGUUUACGGUUGCGUUUGCUGAAGUAGCCCCUUCCCGCACACAGGCGAGUUUUUGGAGCGAAAACGUACGCGAUGCGCAGCGAUGGCACACAUUACAAAUAUCCUUCUCCAGUUCUCUCGACGGAGGGUUAAUCGUAAUUAAUUCAUAAAACAAAGAAAUGAAACAAGCAUCUUGUGAACAAGCGAACAUUUUCAGUAAA
Anopheles bellator is the source of this 3994-nucleotide messenger RNA. Its product is annotated as F-box only protein 25. Gene Ontology annotation, biological process: protein ubiquitination. Lineage: Eukaryota; Metazoa; Arthropoda; Insecta; Diptera; Culicidae. Gene Ontology annotation, molecular function: protein binding. Gene Ontology annotation, cellular component: nucleus; SCF ubiquitin ligase complex; cytoplasm. The record is from RefSeq and is a predicted model, not a curated record. The transcript has 6 exons. Bases 818 to 1882 code for a protein of 354 amino acids.